GUAAAGAGUCUUUCGCAGAAUAUCGAAUCUCCGUUGUUGAUCGGGAACCGCAUCUUUCUGCGACUCGGUUGUCGUUCCUUUCCUUUCGUCUCGUAGUUACUAAAUCAGAUCUCAUCUCUCACUCUCAGUUCCAAUAAUACCCCUUCCUAAGAGCCAACACGUAUCCUUCCUUCAUCAGCCUUUGCGUAUAAAAAAAUGAAACUGGAAUAGAUUUAUUCGUAUUUCAUCGACGUUUCUUUUCGCAUUCCACAUAGUUUUUCUUCACGGAUUUGGUUCGAUUGCUUUGAUCCUCUGUUUUGUCAAAGAAUAUGGGACAAAAGAGAUGGUUCUUCUUGCUGGCAGUUUUUGCUUGUCUUUUUUCAUCUUCAUGUGGUAGAGUUCUCAAGUUGAAGAGUGAUGAUGAUCGACCUGUUUACAACCACACGCUUGCCAUAACACUUGUGGAGUAUACUUCUGCAGUUUAUAUGUCUGAUUUGUCAGAACUCUUCACUUGGACGUGCGAAAGAUGCAACGGUUUGACAAAGGGUUUUGAGGUAAUAGAGAUAAUAGUUGACGUUGAGCACUGCUUACAGGCAUAUGUUGGGGUGGCUAAGGAUUUAAAUGCUAUCAUCAUUGCAUUUCGGGGAACUCAAGAACACAGCAUACAAAAUUGGGUCUCAGACUUGUUCUGGAAACAGCUCGAUUUGAAUUACCCUGAUAUGCCAGAUGCAAUGGUGCACCAUGGAUUUUAUAGUGCUUAUCACAAUACAACUGUACGGCCUGCGGUUUUGGAUGCAGUAAAACGAGCGAAGAAAUCAUAUGGGGCAAACCUCAACAUCAUGGUGACUGGUCAUUCAAUGGGAGGAGCCAUGGCUUCCUUUUGUGCGCUAGACCUAGUUGUAAAUGAAGAUGAAGAAAACGUACAGGUUAUGACAUUUGGGCAACCCCGUGUUGGGAAUGCUGCUUUUGCAUCUUAUUACAAUUUGCUUGUGCCUAAUACCUUCAGGAUCAUACAUGACCAUGAUAUAGUUCCUCAUCUGCCUCCUUACUAUCAUCUUUUCCCUCAAAAAACAUACCACCACUUCCCAACAGAGGUGUGGGUGACAGAACUCAGUGUUUUGAAUAUUGUUAUUCGUGGUGUAGAGAAAGUUUGUGACAACACCGGUGAAGAUCCUACGUGCAGCAGAUCGGUAAUGGGAAGUAGCAUAUCCGACCAUUUAACGUACUUUGGAGUGGAGUUAAUGGGUGAGACUUGGAGACAAUGCAACAUAGUGAUGAGCCAUGAGAUGGAGAAUUACAGCAGGAAAGAUUCGAAGGGUAACAUAUUCCUGUCGCGGACAGUUCCUUCCACGGACGUAAUCAAAACAAAAAGUAUAUUUAAAACCGGAAUCUCUAGUCUAUAGGAGUUGGUUGAUUUGAGUCUCAAACAAGAAUACUUGCUUGAAAUGGAGGUUGGGAGAUUCAGAUGUGCAGGAAGAAGAAGGGUUCUUUAAUUCUGUGUGGUCGUCAAAGAAAGUGAACAAAUGACAAUCAAGACAUUGUAAAUAAGUCGUAGAUUGAUACCUUGUAGCAAUUGUUAUUAAAUUUAAACCCAUGAUCACAUAGAUAGUGGACUCAGCUUUGUAAAUAUGUGAAUGAAUAUCCAAUUGCUGUGGAUGAUGAAUUUCUGUAUUAUAUAAUAUUCUGUCCUUAUCUUUUUGGAAUAAA
Arabidopsis lyrata subsp. lyrata is the source of this 1686-nucleotide messenger RNA. Its product is annotated as lipase. The record is from RefSeq and is a predicted model, not a curated record. The transcript is spliced from 12 exons. NCBI's taxonomy places the organism in Eukaryota, Viridiplantae, Streptophyta, Magnoliopsida, Brassicales, Brassicaceae. Gene Ontology annotation, biological process: lipid metabolic process. The coding region runs from base 309 to 1382 and encodes 357 amino acids.